UCUUCAACAUCCGGGCGGCCCUAGCAACCCCAAGAGCACCACUGGCACAGGCUGCUUGCAGCUACCUAGGGAGCCUGCAGGUCACUUUUCUCGAGCAGAGGCUAAUUUUAGCACGUUCCGCUCCAAUGUCCUUGCACUGCAGCUGCAGCGCCGUCUUCGCAGGAGCAAUUUGCUAGGACCCGAGACUGACCCCGACUUCUUUUGCCAGCUUCAACUGAAAGAUGUUUAGAUUAACCAGGGCUUCUCUCUCACCUCGAAAGAACCGUUGAAUCUGUAAUCCCAAGGAACUGAGACACGGUUCAGAGUGUGCCGCGAGCGACCCAAAGACUCGGGCUCUCGUUCGGGGACCCUCUUUAUCGGCUACCUAGCAGAGACUCCGUCCUCACGGCGAUGCAUCCGCGACCCCCGUCCACGUCGCGUCUUUGGGCUUCUUGAUCCCCCACCUCCGCGUGUGCUCUCGAUGCGCGAAUCAGCGGACACUUGGUCGGCGAUGGUGUUUUAUUUCCUGGGCCAUCCAAAACCGACUGAUGCGCGAUGAUAUCCCCGCAGUCCACGAUGCAGCAUCAAUCUCAGCCGCCGCCGCAUACUGCCGACCUGCAUGGGCAUUCCCCGUCGCCGUCCAUAAUACGGCAGCAGCACACAACGGCCGCUGCCCCUACUACUCUUACUACUACUGCUGCUGCUGCUACUACUACUGCUACUACCACUACCACUACCCCACUGUCAUCAACCGCGACGCCUUCCACUGUCCCCGUGGCGAGGCCCACUCUUCCGGACACGGACGUGACGGCCGAGACGAUCGAGGAUGCCUACAUUAGCUUCAUCUUGUACUGCAACCCCGCCGUGCCGCCCGAGACGGACGCCGCUGCUCUGCGGGAGGCAUUCCGCGUCCCUCCCAAGAGCGGCGGCAAGACCUUCAGCACUUUUACUCUCUUUUUGCUCAUAAAGCAACUUGAGACCAAGGAGAUUAAGACCUGGGCCGAAUUGGCCCUGAAGUUGGGCGUCGAGCCGCCGGAUCAGGACAAGGGGCAGAGUUCUCAGAAGAUUCAGCAGUAUGCUGUCCGGCUCAAGCGCUGGAUGCAUUCUAUGCACGUGGAUGCCUUUUUCGAGUAUUUGAUGGACCGUCCUCAUGCGUACUGGACCAAGAUCCCCAAUGACCCGACCCCCGUGUGUGAAGCGGGAAGGGACGGCGUAUUGGCGGAGGACGACAUGGCUCUCCGCGCGCUGUUGCCGCAGAUUCGGCCCAGGCGUGGUAGGAAACGCCCAGAUGAAGACGAUUUCGCCAAGUCUCCCUCACAACGAGCGAGGUUGGACUCGCCGCCCACCGGGAACGGGUAUGGCCCGAGACAGGGAGAGGCUCUUGGACCGUGGUCCGCCCACCCCGAUGGCCGGGCUUCGUUCGGCUGCUCCGACCCUUCGAGACUGAGUACCAGUUCGGGACCGGCAUCAGGAUGGCCGCCGGCUCAUGACACGGCGCAGACGCCUCUCACGGCAUACCCGCAAGGCCCAAUGUCGGCGCUGACACCGUCAACACGCAAUGAUGGCUUCUGGGGCGAUGCCGAACCCAGGUCGGCAAUCACGCAGUCACGACCCAAGGCCUCUCACCGGCGACACGGUGCUAAGGCUGUGUCUUCUGCCUGGAGGAGCGGUGGCCCGGGAGGCAGCGGCAAAACACGCGGCAGGCCCCCGAUGAAUAAGACCAAUGUCGACGGUCCAUUUGUGGCGUUUCCGGUCGACGAACCGGCUUCGAAGAGAAAAGGCUCCGAUACCACGAGCAUCAUGGGGCCAAUCACACCCCCGACAUCAUUAUCCAACAGCGUGCCGCCGGCUGUGCGCCCCGACAUCGCCCACCCGCCCCAGACGCAGCGACCGGCUAAGCCCAACAUCUCACUCCAAGUCCCAGAACGAUUAGGCGGCUCUGUCCGUCUCGCGACACCACCUCCGCCGGUCGUCCUGGUUAACGGGGACCCCGCGGGCCGAUCACCUGGUCCAACGAGUCUGACCACGUCCGCACCGCCGGUGGAAUUACCAACCAACAAUCAUAGCAACGCGCCACCGACCGCGAUACCAUUUGCAGACGUGCACGCGCAGACUGCCCAAGAUCCACUGUCCACUGCGCAACGCCGCGGCGUCCCCAUCUUGUCGAACGAUAUCCCCAUAGGCAUGUUCGAAAACAUGGAGGACCGCACCAAUAUCGACGCGGUGCUGGGCUACUUUGCGCACGAGACGGCGAACGGCGACUGGGUGGACGCGCAUGACAACCCGAUUGGCAAGUGCAGCAUCGCGGAGGCGUACGCGCUCGUGCACACGACGGUGGAGCGCAUGUGGCAGACGGCGCCGAACCACGAUGCGUUUCUCGUCAACCUCGCAGCGCUGGCCGGCGGACGGGCAUUGAUGACGACGAGCAAGCUGCGGAUCAAGCGGGAGGAGGAGCACGGGGACCGUGCAACAUACAGCUGCAGCUGGCAGUUCCGGCUGGGCACGAUCCGCGGGAACUACAACAUGGUGCAGACGGUCAUGUACAACCGGUGGAAGCGGCCCGAGGAGAAGACGGAGAAGCCGAACAUGAAAGGGACGGCCGAGGCCGAGUCGGAGUGGGAGAGGAAGUACCGGGAUCUGUUGGCGUUGUCGGAGAAGAGGGACAAGGAGAUACAGGCGCUCCGGGCCGGGAUCACGGCAAAGCUGAACCAGACGUUUGAUAACUUUAAGGAUAUCGAGAAAUGAGGGAAAGUUACUGUCAGACAGGCCAUAAGAGUCUGGAGGGUUUGAAGGAAGAAGAGGUGAUAUCGAACAUGGAACACAGCACAUCGGUACACGGACGGCGAACGGUUGGUCGUUUGAAGCCCAGAACAACCAUUUUCGAAGGGCAAGCAUACAAUUUGCACGAGAGUUCAUUACUCGAAGGCAAUAAGUCGGUGCCGGAUCAGGGGUAGAGAGGUAGGGGUUCAUUUAUGGAAUCAAAAUAGCCA
Molecule: messenger RNA, 2969 nt
Organism: Colletotrichum destructivum
Lineage: Eukaryota; Fungi; Ascomycota; Sordariomycetes; Glomerellales; Glomerellaceae
Product: Putative ARS binding protein
Exons: 2
Coding region: 535-2724 (729 amino acids)
Molecular function (GO): DNA replication origin binding
Source: RefSeq, a predicted model, not a curated record